AUGUCUAGCAUUUCAACUGGGAUUGAUCCUGCUGCAAAAUAUCAACGGCUUAGUGUUGAAUAUGUUAAGUCGGCACUUCUCGAAGAACAAGCCAAAACGACUGAAUUACAACGUCAAAUCACUGCUGGGGAUACUAAAUUGAGAAAAACAGAAAGCGAACGUGACUCUCUUGCAUUCCGAAAUGAUCAACUUGUAAAACGAGUUGAGAGUUUACAAGAAAGUUUGGAAGCUCAACUUUCAAUUUUUGAACCGACCAAAGGGAAAAAGAAACAUAAAGAGGCAAAUUUGCGUUUAGUAGCUGAGAAUACUCGAAUGCAUCAACAUCAAACUUUUGGCGGCACUUCUACUUCUGAUCCAAAUAUUAUUAUGGAGGAGGAACUGGAGCGUAAAAUACUAGAAAAUAGUGUUCUUCACUCCAAACUUUUUGACGUUGAAAGGCGCUCUACAGAGACUACUAAUGAGUUACUUCAACGAAUCGAGUCAUUACAGAAAGAAAAUUCAUCACUCAGAAAUAUUUCAUCGUUAAAUGGCUCUACCAAUUUUGUAAAGACUGCCAACACAGACUUGCCAACAAAUUCACUUUCAAAUAUAAAGGGCAAUGCCACUAUUACUUCACCCGAUUGUGGAGGAUGUUCAAAUCUUGGAGAGCAACUUUCCAAUUCAGAAAUGGACAUUCAUUCCCGUUCUCGUUCAAGUGAUGGAAAGCCAUCUGAUUCUGCUGUUUCGGUUGACUCAACAGAUCAAACUGACGUAGAAAAUGAAGAAAUUGUGGCAAAGAGACGAUUGUUGGAAGAAUAUUAUACUGAACGAAUCUCUACUUUAACAAAAUCUUUGCAACAUGCCACUGGACGAGCGACAUAUUACAAACAAGAGUGUGAGGAGCUUGUUAGAAAAGAUCUUUCUGAUGCUGGACAAAUUGAAGACCUGCAAAACAAAGUUCGUGAUCUUGAGGACAAAUGCACAUUGCUGCAUGAAACACUUGAGACAACGCAACAAAACUAUGGUGAGCAAAUGAAACAACUCCAUGAAUAUAUGGCUGAACAGGACGAUAAAAUGAAUUCAUCUACACAAGAUGAUCAACAUCUUUAUCAAGCAGUAACUAGAAAUGGAGUUGGAUCAAAGAAACGUGAAAAAAGACCAAUGAGUUGGUUCUCUUCUUCUUAA
Messenger RNA from Meloidogyne enterolobii, 1164 nucleotides. The record is from the annotation of a GenBank genome assembly. Lineage: Eukaryota; Metazoa; Nematoda; Chromadorea; Rhabditida; Meloidogynidae.